AUGGAGAUCUUCCUUGAUGCAGCAAUGAACAAGAUUCUUGUAUCAGUAGUUGUUGCCACUGUGCAUUACCCUAAUUUAUUCAUUCAGGUUGUGAAAAUGAUGAUUCUAGUCGUUGUUAUCUUUGCAAUCUGUUGGCUUCCGGUUCAUAUCUACUUCUUACUGGGACGAAGCUACAGCGAUGUAUUGUACAGUCAUCCUAAUGCCCGUGAGAUUUACAUGGCUGUGUUUUGGUUGGGAAUGAGUAAUUCAAUGUACAAUCCGUUCAUCUACUGUUGGCUGAACGAUAGAUUCCGGCGCGGCUUCAGGAAGGCCCUUCGGUGGCUGCCGUGUUUCAAAUGGGCGCCAGGUGAACGGGUCGAUUCUCAACGACCAGCAACUUUGAGCGGCACGUAUAAUACCAGUCUGGGUAUGAAAUUGAUGAGGAACGGAUCAGACAUAACAGCAACGGUCGACGAAUCCAUGCUACAGAACACGCUGUAA
Molecule: messenger RNA, 480 nt
Organism: Saccoglossus kowalevskii
Lineage: Eukaryota; Metazoa; Hemichordata; Enteropneusta; Harrimaniidae
Product: tachykinin-like peptides receptor 99D
Biological process (GO): G protein-coupled receptor signaling pathway
Cellular component (GO): plasma membrane
Molecular function (GO): tachykinin receptor activity
Source: RefSeq, a predicted model, not a curated record